Mangifera indica (mango) is the source of this 3641-nucleotide messenger RNA. RefSeq names its product FT-interacting protein 3-like. NCBI's taxonomy places the organism in Eukaryota, Viridiplantae, Streptophyta, Magnoliopsida, Sapindales, Anacardiaceae. The transcript has 2 exons. The record is from RefSeq and is a predicted model, not a curated record. Bases 381 to 3404 code for a protein of 1007 amino acids.
GAGAAAGCCAAAGUAAAAAACAAAGAAGGGGCUGUUCUGUGUGUGUAUUCAAUUUCCGCCAUUCAACUCGUUUUCAAUGACUUCCAGUCUUAUCUCUCAUCUCUCAGCAUCUUCGCAGAAACCUUCCUGUUGUUUCAUAUCAUUUUGCUUUCUUUUACCUAUUUGAAUGUUUCUUCUGCUCUCUCUGUGGUCAUAACAAGCUCAAGUUCUCUUCAAUACUUGUCAUAUCCAAUAGCCAUCUUCUUCAUUCUCCUUCAACUUAAAUCUGCAAGCUCUGCUAAGUUUUAGAGACUAUACGGAGGUGUUACUACAUUUCGUGACAAUUCUUGGAACCAACUGCUUUCUUUUCCUUCAGUAGCUCCUCAAUUGACAGCACUGCCAUGAGUAAUCUGAAGCUAGGGGUAGAGGUUGUGAGCGCCCAUGAUCUCAUGCCUAAGGAUGGUGAGGGCUCGUCCAAUCCCUUUGUAGAGCUCCAUUUUGAUGGUCAGAAAUUCCGCACCACCAUUAAAGAGAAAGAUCUCAAUCCUGUUUGGGAUGAAAGUUUCUACUUCAACAUCUCCAAUCCAAACAACCUACCAAACCUCACUCUUGAUGCCUAUAUAUAUAGCCAAAAUAAAACAACAAACAACAAAGCCUUUCUUGGAAAAGUUCGCCUUACUGGAACAUCAUUUGUACCCUAUUCAGAUGCUGUUGUUUUGCACUAUCCUCUGGAGAAACGUGCUGUCUUAUCUCGUGUAAAAGGUGAGCUUGGUUUGAAAGUUUUUGUGACUGAUGACCCAUCAAUCAAAUCUUCAAACCCGCUUCCUGCAAUCGAAUCCACAAUGAUUACAGAUUCACGGUCAGCUGAACCUGAAGUACGAUCACGGAUUCCAUUCUCAGUCCGAAACAUUUUUUCUAGUGACAAAACUGAGAAAAGACACACAUUUCAACAUCUUCCAAACCCGAAUGUAUCGCAACAACCUCAACAUUCUGCCCCACCAGUAACGCAGCCAACAAUGAAUUAUGGGGCUUAUGAGAUGAGAUCUGAACCACAGGCUCCUAGAAUUAUGAAUGUGUUUCCUGGGUUAUCAUCACAACCACCUGAUUAUGCACUUAAAGAAACGAGUCCUGUCCUUGGAGGUGGUCGAGUUGUUGGAGGGCGAGUUAUACGUGGUGAUAGACCAGCUAGCACCUAUGAUCUUGUUGAGCAGAUGGGAUACCUUUUUAUACGAGUUGUGAAAGCUCGUGACCUUCCUUCCAAGGACGUGACAGGGAGCCUUGACCCAUAUGUUGAAAUAAAGGCCGGGAACUACAAAGCAAAGACAAAGUACUAUGAGAAGAAGCAAAACCCGGAAUGGAAUGAGGUGUUUGCCUUUGCACGGGACAGGUUGCCGUCAUCUGUGCUGGAAGUUUCCGUCAAGGAUAAGGAUACGCUAAAGGAUGACUUUGUUGGGCUUGUACGGUUUGAUCUGAAUGAGGUUCCCACACGAGUUCCACCUGAUAGUCCAUUGGCCCCAGAAUGGUAUCGCCUCGAAGACAAGAAGGGAGAGAAAACUAAAGGGGAGCUGAUGGUUGCCGUCUGGUAUGGUACACAAGCUGAUGAAGCUUUUCCAGAUGCUUGGCAUUCAGAUGCCAUUACUCCCACUGACAGUGCUUCAAAUGUUUCCACACAUAUCCGUUCAAAAGUUUACCAUUCUCCAAGACUGUGGUAUGGUCGCAUCACUGUGAUUGAAGCACAGGACCUGGUAGUUUCUGAAAAAAAUCGGUUUCCUGAUGCCUAUGUUAGAGUUCAAAUUGGUAAUCAGAUUCUAAAGACAAAAGCUACACAAUCUCGAACUAUGAAUCCAGUCUGGAAUGAGGAAUUGAUGUUUGUUGCUGCUGAACCUUUUGAAGAUCAUCUAAUUCUUUCAGUUGAAGAUCGGGUGGGUUCGAACAAAGAUGAGACCAUUGGGAAGGUUGUUAUACCAUUGAACACUGUUGAGAAGCGUGCUGAUGAUAGACCUAUUCGCCCACGAUGGUACAAUCUUGAAAAGUCCAUGUCAGCUGCCAUGGAUGCAGAUCAGAAAAAGAAAGAUAAGUUUGCUAGUAGACUACAUAUUUGUGUCUGCCUUGAUGGAGGAUACCAUGUUCUUGAUGAGUCCACUCAUUACAGCAGUGAUCUCCGACCAACGGCCAAGCAACUCUGGAAACCAUCUAUAGGUGUCCUUGAACUCGGAAUUCUAAAUGCUGAUGGGCUUCAUCCAAUGAAAACAAGAGAAGGAAAGGGUACAUCAGAUACAUAUUGUGUUGCAAAGUAUGGACACAAAUGGGUUCGUACUCGAACCAUAAUUGGCAGCUUGAGUCCAAAAUACAAUGAGCAGUACACUUGGGAAGUUUUUGAUCCGGCCACAGUUCUUACUGUGGGGGUUUUUGAUAGCAGCCACGUUGGUUCAAAUGGUCACAGAGACAUGAAAAUUGGUAAGGUUCGAAUUCGGAUCUCUACUCUUGAGACUGGUCGUGUUUAUACACACUCUUACCCACUUCUGGUUCUACAUCCCUCUGGUGUCAAGAAGAUGGGUGAAUUGCAUCUGGCUAUACGAUUUUCAUGCACAUCAUUCACGCACAUGAUGUAUCUUUACUCACGACCUCUGUUGCCAAAGAUGCACUAUAUAAAGCCACUAAGUGUAAUGCGGCAGGAUAUGCUGCGUCACCAGGCUGUCAACAUCGUGGCAGCUCGCCUUAGCAGGGCAGAACCUCCUUUGAAAAAGGAAGUAGUUGAAUACAUGUCGGAUGUGGAUUCUCAUCUAUGGAGCAUGAGGCGCAGCAAGGCAAAUUUUUUCCGUCUGAUGUCAGUUUUCUCUGGGUUAAUUGCUGUUGGAAAAUGGUUUGGGGAAGUUUGCAAGUGGAGAAAUCCUAUCACAACGGUGCUAGUACAUGUUCUAUUUGUGAUGCUAGUGUGCUUCCCAGAACUGAUUUUGCCUACUGUGUUUCUGUACAUGUUUCUGAUUGGGCUUUGGAAUUAUCGAAUUCGACCAAGAAAUCCUCCUCACAUGAACACAAGACUUUCUCAUGCAGAUGCAGUGCACCCGGAUGAGCUAGCUGAGGAAUUUGAUACCUUUCCUACAACGCAAAGUCCAGAUAUAGUUAGGAUGAGGUAUGACAGGUUGAGGAGUGUGGCUGGGAGGAUACAGACUGUGGUUGGCGAUGUGGCUGCUCAAGGAGAGCGGAUUCAGGCACUGUUGAGUUGGCGUGAUCCUCGUGCAACGACCAUAUUUGUGAUAUUCUGUCUGUUGGCUGCAGUUGUGUUGUAUGUGACACCUUUCCAGGUGUUUGCUCUUCUAGGUGGGUUUUAUGUUAUGAGGCAUCCCAGGCUCCGGCAUAGGACACCCUCUGCACCUAUCAAUUUCUUCCGACGCCUUCCAGCAAGAACUGAUAGUAUGCUGUGAAAUGUGAAUGCUUCAUAGGGUUCUUCCUGCAUUGUGUCUCUUGCCAAUUCUUCAGUUACUGGCGCUUAUUGUAAAGGUCUGCUGUAAGCUUGUUUUUUUUUUAUUUUUGUUUAGUCGUCAUGCAAGUUGCAACUUAUGUAUACGAGUAUGCAUAUCGUUGAAAUCAGAAGUUACUGUAUAAAAAUCUGGUGUUCUACAACGAAAUUAACGCUGGAAUUGAAUACCAUUGUUGAUCCA